Molecule: messenger RNA, 1558 nt
Organism: Haemorhous mexicanus (house finch)
Lineage: Eukaryota; Metazoa; Chordata; Aves; Passeriformes; Fringillidae
Product: leukotriene C4 synthase-like
Exons: 5
Coding region: 488-925 (145 amino acids)
Biological process (GO): leukotriene biosynthetic process
Cellular component (GO): nuclear envelope; endoplasmic reticulum; membrane
Molecular function (GO): leukotriene-C4 synthase activity; glutathione peroxidase activity; glutathione transferase activity
Source: RefSeq, a predicted model, not a curated record
GGAUAUGUACCUUGGAAUGUUGCCUGUGCUCUGGUGUGACACAACAGCCCAAGCAGAGCUUUGGUUUCUCCUGCAACAUCAGCAGAGGGGAUGUGCCCUAGCCUAAAGCAGAUGCCCUGGAGGGAGUGGGUUAGUGGGCUAUUGACUUUUGUCCAUCCAUUCAGCUCCAGUUUCCUUAUCUCUUACAUUUGUCAGUCUACUGUCUUUUCCACUUCCUCUUAACUCUGUUCCUGGAAAAGGGCGGGGUGGGAAAGGAAAUACUCCAUUAAACCUGUCUCCACUGAUUUCCAUUUCCAUAGUGCGUAUGAUAAUGGGCACCAGGCUGCUCCUGGAUGUCAAUACCACUGACUAAAUGUUUGCUUUGUUCAAUUAGAACAAGCCUAGGCUGCCAGAUACCAUUGCAAACUGCCAUAUCAGCAAGGACUGAACCUGGCCAGAGGAACUUCUGACCAAGGAACAAGAUUUUCUAGGUUCUGGAGAAGUCAGUAUGUUUGAUCAGAUUCAUUGGCUGGCUGCCGUGACAAUCCUGGGAGUCCUGGAGCAAGCCUACUUCUUCCUCCAGGUGAUCUAUGCUAGGAGGUUGUUUGGCAUUUCACCUCCAAAGAUCUCAGGCCCUCCUGAAUUUGAAAGGAUCUUUCGAGCACAGGUGAACUCCUCUGAGUAUUUUCCCAUCUUCCUGGCACUUCUGUGGCAGGCUGGACUCUUCUUCCAUCAAGGUCUGGCUGCAGCCUUGGGUCUGCUCUAUCUCUACGCCCGCUACUGCUACUUUAUGGGAUACAAGGCAUCAUCCUCAGAAAGACUAGCCCCGAUAUACUUCAGCGCUGGAGUUCUCUGGAUUCUCAUUGCAGUGUCAGCCCUGGGCAUCCUGCAUUUCUUCCUCUCUCACUAUGUGGGGCUCAACGUCCUCCAGCUUCUCACAGCAUGACCCAUUCCUCAGUGUGCUUCACCACUGUCCUCAUCUUCAAGUCGUGCUCCCUCUGGCCCACCUUAACAGACUGGCUGCAACUCUACAGCCCUCAAUAAGAAAUCCACCCUCACCUGAGCUUUUAACACCUCCUUCCUCUCUGUCCAGCACUGGCAGGAGCUGCUGAGCUGUUUAGGAGAUAUUUUUCCCCCAUGCCACUUGGUGUGCCAAGUGCUCCACAUCUGGCAGCUCCAUCGUGUCUGAUGUGGAAACAACAACUCCAAACAAGGACAUAUAAAAGCAAACUCUUCUCAGUCUGAGUUUCCCUGUGAGUUGCCAAAGAGAAGUGCCAUAUGUUCCCCAUUAUCCAGCAGCUCUGCCCUCAGCCCAGGCACAGAACACGCCAGUUUUCCAAGGCCCACACCUAAGAAAAGCAUUUGUUUGGAACCAGAUGUGGGCUGAGACAUAAUAAAAGAGGUGAGGGAUAAACUGGAGUAGCCACCAACACGUUGUGCAAAAAUCUGUUGGUGCCCUCAUGCUGGCUAUCAGCCACUGCUGUGAAUCAGAGUGAGCAAACUCAUCACCUCUGCUGUGUGUGCCACUUUGAACUUGGCCCAGUGACAACAGGCACAAAUAAAAGGUCUCUGAACUUGC